UCACCCCGCCAACAUUUUGUGACAAUUCUGAAUCCCGCUGAUGAACUGACGGACGCCUGCGCCAGAUGGAGUCGAUGCGAGCGAUAUCCCUACCAGUACAGCAUGCCGGCUCAUCAUCCCAAGCAGCCGCCCGCUCCUCAACCCACGCGCGUCUUCUUUGACCCGUUCAACUCGUCUUCCACCGGUCACCAACGCGCCGAAAAUCGACUCUCGGGGUCCACCUCAUGGCGCGAGUCUCGGACGUACAAACUCUCGCAUCAGUUCAGGGACGCAACCGGUCGCGGCGGGAGUCAACAUUUGGCCGAUCUGGUCGGCGCGGGGAGCCAGACUUUUGGCCCGGAUGGGCAUAAAGCAAACGGCGACGGGCAAGAGCGGUCGCAAAGAUUGAGGGGGAAAGGAUGGCAGGACAUCAGAGAUAUGAUGAGUGGCCCAAAGAGACGGCCGAAUCUGAACGAUAAUAAUGUGGAAGAGACAGAAGAAUCUGCAGAGAAGCGGCCGAAGGCAAGCCACGACGGCCCCCAACACCGCCACCAGGACGAGACGAGCCCUUUCCUAUCUGGACGACGGCGGGGAGACGACCCAAUCGAUAAUAGCAGCACCACCUCUCCCACCACCAUUCUCAAGCCUUCACCGCCCCAAAUCUUCCGCAACCUGACCAUGUGCCUCAACGGGAGUUCCUUCCCUCUGAUCUCCGACCACAGACUCAAACACCUCUUUGCCCAACACGGCGGCCACACCUCCAUCGUCCUUGGCCGCCGCACCGUCACGCACGUCGUGCUGGGCAGCAACUCUGCGGGCGGCGGCGGCCUGGCGGGCGGCAAGAUCCAGAAGGAGGUGCAUCUCGUGCGUGGCAAGGGCGUCAAGUACGUCACGGCGCAGUGGGUGGUGGACAGUGUCGCGCAGGGCGUCAGGCAGCCGGAGAGCAAGUACAUCCCGGACGGGGUGGGCGGGAGGAUUGGAGGCAGCGGGCAGGUGAGUGUGAGGCAGAUGUUUCAGCCUAAGCGAUGAAGAAAACGGUUGCAUGGUGAUGUAGCAGGGUUUCUAGGAUAUGUUAACGACUUUGGCAUUGGAGGGAGGAAUGGGUUGUUGCAUGAUUGGUACGCGGCAUUGGAUGAAAAGGGGCGACACAGUACCCUUUGG
Cladophialophora immunda is the source of this 1140-nucleotide messenger RNA. RefSeq lists its product as uncharacterized. Lineage: Eukaryota; Fungi; Ascomycota; Eurotiomycetes; Chaetothyriales; Herpotrichiellaceae. Bases 103 to 1008 code for a protein of 301 amino acids. The record is from RefSeq and is a predicted model, not a curated record. The transcript has a single exon.